Pristis pectinata (smalltooth sawfish) is the source of this 3839-nucleotide messenger RNA. RefSeq names its product SH2 domain-containing protein 1A-like. The record is from RefSeq and is a predicted model, not a curated record. Bases 123 to 623 code for a protein of 166 amino acids. The transcript has 5 exons. NCBI's taxonomy places the organism in Eukaryota, Metazoa, Chordata, Chondrichthyes, Rhinopristiformes, Pristidae.
UCCAACUGAGUCAGUGGGUGAAAAGUAAAAAAAAACCUGCAGAUGCUGAAAAUCUAAAACAAAAAACAGAAAAUGCUGGAAGCGCCCAGCAGGUAGGCAGACGCGACCCGACCUGCUGAUUAAUGCCAGCACUUCUGGUUUUGAGUCAGAAAGGCUACCAGCCUGCUCUUUCGCUGCUAGGUGUCAAACGGCUUUGUGCAUCCGCUGCAACUGCUGCCGGAGCCUCGUCCAAACCAGUCUCCGCGACGCCUGGAGAAAAGAUGGACCAUCCAGUUUAUCACGGGAAUAUCAACAGGGAGGUCGGGGAGAAGCUGCUGAGCAGAAGCGGCAAGGACGGCAGCUACUUGAUAAGGGACAGCGAGUCCAUGCCAGGCGUCUACUGCCUGUGUGUUCUGUGCUCCGGAUUAGUUUAUACAUACCGUGUUUUCAAGACUUCGACAGAUUCAUGGACUGUUGAAACAGCACCUGGAGUCAAUAGAAGAUUGUUUCGUAAGGUGAAGAACUUAAUUUCUGCCUACCAGAAGGAAGAUCAAGGCUUAGCAGUACCCUUAUUGUACCCAGUGUACAGGCAAAAAGGUACUGUAAAGGAUGAAGAUUAUCAGAUGAUGCUCCCUUCUGAAUGACGCCCAAGUUUUUAAAUUAUGAACCUGAAUUUUGACUGAAUUUGCCAGUAGAAUUUUCCAUCAAAGUCCAUUGCAGCAGUCAACUUGGAUACAUUUUCAUUGAUCUUUGAUUGUCAUGACCACUAUUCAACAUUCUAAAUAUCACUUUUUUUGUUUCAGAGUGCCAAGUGCUUAACUUGUAACUAGUCCUUUCCAAAAUAAGUUUGAAGCAUAUAUUUUGUCCUCCAUCAGUAUACUUUAUGAAAAAGAGAGCUUUUAAUAUUUCAUUAUUUAUUUAUCUUUUCUUUAAACUUGUUAGAGAAGGAAUCUCUGUACAUUCUAUAUUGUUCCAAGACAGCUACUGUGGGUCAGUAGUAAAAACAAAGAUCAAGAUUUUAAAAAAAUUGCUUGACUUAGGUAAUUUGAAAGAAUUUUUUAUAAAAACAUAGUGCUGUGAAAUUUGGAAAUCUUGUCAAAUAUUCAGUAGGUGAGUUGGGAUCUGUGGAGAAAGAAACAGGGUUAACAUUUCAUGUCAAUUAUCUUUCACUAGAACUGGCAACAGCUAGAGCUAUGUAAGGGCAGAAUGGAAGAAUGCAGGAAAAUGCACUGGGAUCAUUAUUGACAAAUAACCUAUAUCCUGGUGCAAGCUGCACACAAAAUUAACAGAAAUGAGCGGUUCCGUUUAUUCCCUGAGAUCAUCAACAAAAUGCUCAGUUUGCAACACAGUGCUGCAUUCAGGAGGUCAUCAAUGCUCCUUACACCUGGAAAGUGAAUUUUGUCACCUUUCCUUUUCUAGAAAGCAGCAGGCUGUAAGAACACAUGGCUGUGGAUCUACCAACAGAGCAGAGUGCAUUCUGUUGAAGGAAUCAAUCAGCAUAGGUGUCCUUCUGCAAAAUCAGUCAGCAUAGACCAGCAAAACCGAUAUGAAGACUGAAAAUAGACUAACUUGUAACUCACUCAACCCAAUUCUCCCAAAUCAAAUAUACACAUGCAAAUAAUUGAUAAUCUCUUUGAAUUUUGCAACUGUGUCUAGGUCUGCUGAAGGCGAGGGGAGUAGGGUUUAAGGAUUGAUAGCGUGGUGUGGGAGAGUCAUAUCAUCUGCUAUUUUGGGACAGCUAAUCCAGUGGCACGUGUGACAUGCCCAUGAAUCAGUGUGCAUUGAACUUUGGGUUCUCUGUGUGGGUUGAAUGCAUAUUGUCAUCUACAAUAUUGAGACCCUAUUUUGACGCAAUGGUGCCAAAUCAGCAUCGCCCACUAAUUAAUGUACAUGCAGGCAAUGACAUGUGCUGCUGGACUGGCCAUCAAAAAUAGCAGAUGACUCUCACCACAAAUGUGUGUCGGUACAUUGCUCAGUAAAUUGGAAGCACAUUGGUUUCUGCACUGUAAUGCCCAACAAAUCGGAGUUAUGAAGCUGCUUUUGUAGUAAAUCAGUUUUAAGUUACAGGGAAGUAGAGAAAGAACAAAACUGAAGCUCAAUUGUGGAGCAGAAGGCAGGAGAGAUUAACUGAUAAAAAGAAUCAAGGUGCUGAGCAAAGGACUUGUUCUUACCUCUCCGCCCCCUCUUCCUCCUUCUUAAAACUUAAAACUUGUUACAGAGUGGAAAUUGGUCUCUGGCUAAAUGUGUUAGAAACAGGAUAUAGCUGCGGAUGCCAAGGAACCGGUAUUACAGAAGUUGAGCAAGAUUUGAGAUUUGAGAUUAAAUUUCUACCUUGUUUUUUAAAAAAGAUCCAGUUCUGAUCAAUCAUCAGUUACUUGAAAUGCUACCCCUGUUCCAUUUCUGCUACUGACCUUCUGAGUGUAACAUUUCCUACUUUAUAUGAAAAUACAUUGUUACAGGGUGAUUAUAGUCUUACUCUUUGUGAAUAGUUGUACUCAAGAGUGAAAACAAAUUUUCACUGAAUAUAUGGCGUCCUUGAAUUUAUUCAAAGGUGUUUUGAUUUCUCUGUGUCCAGGAUUCUAAUGACAUUCGUCUAAGGUUAGUUCAACUCCUUUACUGCCUAGACUUAGUGAAGAAUCAACAUCUCUAAAUAACUUUGUGUGGGUACAAAUGUCCAACUGUAUGAAAUGUUCCUGAUCUCAUCAAGUGUCACAUCACACGAACAGGACAUGAGUUAGUUUUCUUUGACCUUUAGGGGAUCCUUAUAUGGUCACACAGUUAUUUAAUUGUAUACAUAGAUGACAAAUUAACGCUGCAUUAUGAGCUAUAGCAACCCACCAAUAUCAACCUUCCAGUUUUCCACAAUGAUAUUGCCUUGAAUUUCAUUGAGAAAAAAAAAUAUUUAUUGUAUCUUAUAACCAAAAACAAAUCAGUAGUCAAAGAGUUACUUUAGGUACUUAUAACUAGGUAUCUUGUCAAUUGCCAUGUAAUGAGUUCUGAGAUAUGAUAAUAUAUAGUAGGAAGCUGACACUUGGGAUAUCUGCCGCAUUGAAACCUUUAAGAAAAUUAGUUUCUGUGAAACACACAAUAAAUUUCCUGAUUUUGUCUUAAUUAAUUCUAUAAUUUUCCUUGUAUAAAACUUGAGUGAUCAAGCAAUAAUCAUGUUCUCUUCAACUUUUCUUUCUUAUUAGUGACUGCUUUUAGUCCAAAAUGUCAGGUUUGAUGAUAUAUAAUUUUUAUUUUGAUUAAUGCAUCAAAUUACUUGGUUAGACACCGGAGGUUUGGCACUGUUUUGCUUUUGUACAUUUCAUCUGCAGCAGGCCAAUUAUUGUUCCACAUGCUUCUAAAAUAUGUUUAAAAAAUAACUUGGUAAUGUUAAAAAAAACACGCAAGGGGAAUUGAUAUUGUUUUCAUGUGAUGAUUAUUUUGGAUUUCUACUUUGGAUUUUCCUUCAUUAUCUCCUCAAGGCACUCUUGGAGUCCAGUUCUAUGGAUGCCAGCAGCCACUCAAAUAACAUUUUGACACAUUUCUGCAGAUUUUUAACUAUUUAGAUUGACAUAAGUGUGAUCAAUCAUUCUUAUGUCCAGCAGCUACUGGUUAAUUCUGACUGAGAAGCCUGGCUGGUUUAUUGGCUUCCUUCCCCAGCGUUGGAAUGUUCAGAGCAAUUUUAACAGGCUAAUCUCUGCCCUCAUUGAGACCAGUGAACAAAAAACACAGCCUGAAACUUUCUGCCUUACUGGGUUUGCCUUUAUUCGCUGGGCUACCUUGGUCUUUUGGACUUGAACAAUAGCUUGUAGCAUCGUUAUGUGACUUUCAUUGUUAAAAUCAGUAAGGAAAUACAUUCCAUAGGACAGGUUAGA